AUGGAGAGGUCUCGCGGAAGAGAUGAAGGCUGGAGGUGAAGAAUGGUUGAGGAGAUACGAACAAAGAGGAGAUGGGUUGCGUCUAAUCCUCAAGAGCAACUUGUGUGUUCCUCAAGAUUCUUUUAGAAUCACUCCACGUCUCUCUCGAAAGUUACAAAAUGGUUCAGUGGAUCAAGCUUGGAGAACGGAUGGGUUUAAUACGUAUCAAUGGUUGAAGCCAAGUAGUGGUCUGUUGCUCAAAGAUGUCUGUCGCGUUGAAGCUGAUGUUUGCAUUCACGGAAUCACUAGUGCAAACAAGAGAACAACAAUUGCAACACAGGUAAAUCAUAAUUCUAUGGUCUUUUAAAUCGUAGGUUCGUAGGUUCAUAUUGAUGUUGAUUUAGAAAUUUUGUCUGAAAUGAAUAGAUUUUGAAUCUUGUCUGAAAUGUGUUAGGUUAGUCUAGGAUUAUAUGGUUGUGUUAGGUUAGUCUAGGGUUAAGAACCCCUAAAUAAGAUACUACCAUUGGAGACCCAAAAUCAGGAGGUUUCUUAACUUAGGUUCUUAAUUACUUUUACUUACUAAAAUAAUGAAUAAGAGACCCAAAUGG
This is a messenger RNA of Brassica oleracea var. oleracea, 587 nucleotides long. RefSeq lists its product as uncharacterized. The record is from RefSeq and is a predicted model, not a curated record. Bases 23 to 346 code for a protein of 107 amino acids. The transcript has 3 exons. NCBI's taxonomy places the organism in Eukaryota, Viridiplantae, Streptophyta, Magnoliopsida, Brassicales, Brassicaceae.